AGACGUGAUUGAGAGAGCGCCGCUGAUGCUUCGAUGUACAAAUAAAAUUUAAAUUAUUGUUAAAUGCAACGCGUUUAACGGAAAUAAAACGAAUAAUAGCGAUUUAAGUAAAAAGUGUUUUUUAAAUUAAUUAACGAAACAAACGAUAAACUAAUUAAUUUUAAAAGUGUGCAACUGCAACGAAUAAGAAAAGUGCAUUAAAGGCUGCAAGAGGCUAAAGCAAAGCAGCUUGAGUUUAAAGCGGCAGGAAGCCCAAGGUGUUGACAAAGCCGUCUUACUAAACGAAAACUGUGCGAAAAAGCUAAUUAAAGACCAUAAAAUGGGUCUAAACGGCUGCUGUUCGUGUGUUAAAUACUUGAUGGUCCUUAUAAACAUCUUAUUUUGGCUAAUCGGCUUGACCAUUGUGCUCACCUCACUAUGGAUGCUAACGGAUCCCACGUUCAUGCUAUCGAUGACACAAUCGUAUAAUCACUAUCAUAUAGCACUCUAUGUCUUCCUGGCCAUUGGCAUACUUAUUACUCUGGGCGCAUUCUUUGGCUGUUUGGGUGUCUGCCGCGAGUCGCAAUGUCUGCUUGUUUCGUUCUUCUGUGUGAUACUCAUUGUGAUGGUCGCACAAAUAGCAGCCGGUGCCUGGGCGUUCCACAACAGAAACAAACUGGAUGACAUGGUUCGUGCGGCGGUCAAGUCAUCUGUGCAGGAGGAGUACGGACAGUCCAGCAUGAGCUCACGCACCGUCACCUUCGAUACGCUACAAAAGAAUUUGAAAUGCUGCGGAGCCGAUGGGCCUGGCGACUGGGCCACGAGUCGUUUCAAUAAUGUGGAUCGCACGAAUAUCGUCGAUAUUGCCGUAUCCUCCAUGAAUGUGCUCUACAAUAUACCAGAAUCAUGUUGCAAAGAGGAUAUCAAGGACAACGAGUGUGAUAAGUGGCGCAACUUGAAAUUUGGCGGCCCAUUAAACACGUAUAUUUAUCAGCAGGGCUGCGUUGAUAAGCUGAUUGAAAUUAUCUAUGAAAAUUGGGUCACAAUCUUUGCUGUUACUGCGGCUGUCAUUCUGCUGGAGCUGCUCUCGUUGACCUUCGCCCUGAGCCUGUGCUGUGCGGUGAGGAAUCAGCACUACAAGGCCUGAGAAUUACAGAAUUCCCAUAGGGAAAUAACAGACGAUGAGAAGUACUAACAAACCAAAUGUGAACUGCUGAAGCAUAGGCGUUACUAAAAACAACAACAAUUGGUGCGACAGAAAUGCAUUUAGCACUGACAGCAAAUAGCGAACAGCAAACAGCAAACUGUUGGCACUUUGCAAUAGCUGUAAGCAAAGGCUGUAGCUGGCUAGGUUUUUAGAGGCUGUCAGUCCAUGCAAAUACUUUAAAACAAACACUUUUGUAGUACUUUAAUAAGCAACAAACUGAGCAAUUGUGGACGAUUUGAAGAUGACAGAGAGUCAAGGAAAUUGAAUGAACUUUAUAUGAACUUGAUACGCAACAAUUUUUCUAAAAUAUUUCUAUAUUGAAAACAAACGGAAAACAAAUCUCAUUUUACACUAGCAAACAAAAUAGAAAACUUAACGUAAAUCAAUACACAACAGCAGUAAAUUCCUUAAUAUUAGGAUAAAUCUAACCGCAUAAGGCAAAAAGUUUCAAUUUAAAGAAAGCAUAAUGUUUAGAAACAAAAAUAAAUGUAGUACGACACAAGCAUACUAUAUACAAAUCGUACAUUAGCUAUUUAAGCACAAAAGUAUAAAUUGAUUUGCCAAAAAGAUGGAAGUUUAAAUGCAAUCAUAGAUUUUGUUAGAAAAUACACACUUUUGAAUCGUAUGCCAAUUAGUGUACGCACAAUUUAGGAAGAAUCUAGCGAAGGAGCAUUCCAAAAGUGAAAACGUUUAUGUAAAUGCCCACAUUAAGUUCUGAUUCGGUGUUGCCAUCCAAAGAUCCAAACCCAAAAAA
Messenger RNA from Drosophila arizonae, 1940 nucleotides. RefSeq names its product Tetraspanin 96F (gene Tsp96F). The record is from RefSeq and is a predicted model, not a curated record. NCBI's taxonomy places the organism in Eukaryota, Metazoa, Arthropoda, Insecta, Diptera, Drosophilidae. Gene Ontology annotation, cellular component: plasma membrane.